This is a messenger RNA of Lates calcarifer (barramundi perch), 6601 nucleotides long. Its product is annotated as mucin-19-like. Gene Ontology annotation, cellular component: extracellular matrix. Gene Ontology annotation, molecular function: protein binding. The record is from RefSeq and is a predicted model, not a curated record. Lineage: Eukaryota; Metazoa; Chordata; Actinopteri; Centropomidae.
GUUUCAGGCAGUGUGUGCGCAUUGACGCUGUGUAUAUAAGCCCUGUGGUGGGAUGUUUGUGCAGUCCCUCCUGGUUUCACCUGUACUCCUGCAGUAUGGGGGCAUCAGGCAGCUUGACCUCACAGAGAUGGAUGCUGGCUGUCUGCUUUCUACUGGCCUCAGUUUUAGGGACAGGUGAAUCAAUCUCAACGACAGAAACUCAGAAAUACACUUGCAGGACGUUUGGCAGUGGUGUCGUCCAGCCUUUCAAUGGUUCGCGUUUCUAUGUGCGAUCCAACUGCCCUUUCACCCUCACCCGCUUCACCCACAACCGGGUUGAAUGUGACAUCACCAUACGGCGAGGUGCGAGCGGGCUGCUGCUUCAAGUCGAGAUCAUCAUCAACAAAAUCAGAACUGUUGUGCAGAAUGGAAGCAUCCAGGUGGAGACGAGAAGUGUUUCACUUCCGUAUGAUCACACCUACCAGCAUAUUUUUCACUACGGCAUCUACACUAAACUAAGGAGCUCGCUGCUUCCUCUGUCCGUCACCUGGCAUAGUGUACCUGGAGGAAUAGGCACUUUGUGGGUGGACCUGGAGCAGGAGCUGAGCACUGACAUGACCGGACUGUGUGGAAAACACAAUGUUCCAGGCAGCAGGCAGCAGUUGAUUACAGACAGCGAACUUACUGAAGACACAUGUCAAACCCGAGAUCCCAUUUCUGCUGUGAAUCCAGAAUGCAGACUGUUCUUCUCCUACACCUUGGAUUGUCUGCAAGCCAGGACGCCUCAGUAUAUCCAACUGUGUGAGGAGAACAUUUACAGCCAUGAAAACAAUAAAUACAUCAGCUGUGCUUUCUUCAAAGAAGUUGUCCAACAGUGUGGAAAUCGCAGCUAUGUCUGGCACAUAUGGAGAGCGGUAACCCGAUGUGCUCCACCUAGUUGUCCAGGAGACCUGCUUUAUGUAGAGCAGGGUGCUGCCUUCAUUCCCAGCUGCUCCAACCUAAACCCCAGAUUCUCCAACCAGGAUCUCACAAGCUCCUGUGUCUGCCCAAUGGGUAAGGUGCUUAAUGAUCAUGCAGUUGGUUUCCGGUGUGUGACUGCGUCCAGCUGCCCCUGUGUGUUUGCUGGCAGGAGCUACUUAACUGGAGACAUACGCAGCACCAAAUGUCAGUUGUGUGUGUGUGGGGCUGGGAGUUGGAAUUGCUCUGAAAACUUCUGCCCAGCCAGAUGUCUCAUUGAGGGGCCGUUUGUGACAACAUUUGAUGGCAAACAAUAUGUCGUCCCUGGUAAAUGUGCAUAUGUGGCAUCACAGGGUCUCAAUUGGAUCAUAACUGUUAAGUUUUCUGAAAAGGAAGCGUCUCUGAAAACAGUUGUCCUUCAGCUUUUUCAGGAAAUGUAUACAUUCUCAUACAACAGUGUUAAACUAGGAGGAGAGGAGAUAACUGAACUGCAUCAGUCUGAUCAUGCCCUGGUUUUCUGGCAGUCCUCCAUGUAUGUCCAAGUCCACACAUCCUUUGGUAUGAAGAUCCAAGUCCAGAUGUCUCCUGAAAUUCAGCUCUACAUCACUCCACCCAGAAACCACACUGGUGCAAUCUCAGGUCUCUGUGGCAACAGCAACAACGACACCACAGACGACUUCACCACCAGCAGCGGGAUCAUCGAGAACUCACCGCAGCCUUUUGCUCUGUCCUGGAGUGUGGGCACUUGUGCAGUGAACAUACCCCCAACCUGCAGCAACACAGACAAUGAAAUAUUUGCUGAUGAAAAGUGCUCUGUGUUGAACAACCCAACUGGGAUAUUUGCUAAAUGCCAUAGUCAUAUCCCAACUGACCAGUUCCACACUGAAUGCAUUCAGAGAACCUGUAACUGUGGCAGCAAUGUGCAGCAGUGUUUGUGCGUUGCUUUGGGCAGCUAUGCCAAAGCCUGCGCCAUCCUGGGUGUUGCAGUUGGUGACUGGAGGGAAGCUACCAACUGCACUCUGAAAUGUCAAAAGAACCAAGAAUUCUUCUACGACAUGCGGGCCUGCAACCGUACGUGCCUCUCCCUGUCUGGCCCUGACCCUCGCUGCUGGCUGAAUGAUGCUCCUGUGGAGGGCUGUGGCUGUCCUGAAGGAACCCACCUGAACCAAGGACACACCUGCACCCCAAAGGCAGAGUGCGUAUGUCACUACCAUGGCAGUACAACACCGCCGGGGCCUGUGGUUAUUGACGGACGACAGUGCCUCUGUGAGAAUGGAGAACUGCGCUGUUCCAAGGACUGUGGUUGUAGAAAUGGGAAGGUUUGUGUUCACUGCUCAGAGUACCUGGUUAACACGGCUCAAAAAACCUGUGACAGUCUCAGCAGACCACAGGCUGCCAAUUUGACCUGUGAGAGUGGCUGUUACUGCCCACAUGACCAGUAUGAAGAUCACAGUGGAAACUGUGUUUCUCUGGACAACUGCACCUGUGUGUAUGGCGGUAAAGUGUUCAGCACCGGACAGCAGGUCAAAACCAAUUGUAAAACAUGUAUCUGUGGUCAGGGCCAGUGGCGCUGCAAAGACGAGCCAUGUCCUGGGAAGUGUCAAGUUUAUGGAAAUGGACAUUACCAGACUUUUGAUUCUAAGUGGUACCGCUUUGAUGGACACUGCCAGUACACACUUAUAGAGGAUUAUUGUGGAAAGACAACUGGCUCCUUCUCUGUCAGGGUGGAGAGCGUACCCUGCUGUGAUGAGGCACUGACCUGCUCUCGCUCCAUUGUCCUGGACCUGCAGGGCAUAGUCAGUCUAACACUGAGUGACAUGAGAGUGACCAGACGUCUCCAAAAAGACUGGACUCUGCAAAAAGAUUCACUUUACACCACACAUACCGUUGGGCUCUACAUCAUAAUCUCAGUGCCAAGCAAAGGGAUAACUCUCAUCUGGGACAAACACACCAGGAUCACUAUAGAGCUGCAGCCAAACUGGAGGAGGCGAGUGUGUGGCCUCUGUGGGAACUUUGACUCCAAUGAGAUGAAUGACCUACAGAUAAGUGGCUCUGCAGUGGUAUCCAGCCCCCUGGCCUUUGGCAACAGCUGGAAGGCUGCCACACCUCCUUGUUCUGAUGUGACCACUGAGAUAUUUCCUUGUGAACGUAACUCCUACUGCUCAGCCUGGGCCAUGCGGCGCUGUCUGAUCAUUAGAGGGGACACAUUCAAAGACUGCCACUUAAAAGUGGACCCAGAGCCCUACUACCAUGCCUGUGUGCAGGAGUCCUGCUCCUGUGAGUUUGAAGGGAAGUUUCUGGGCUUCUGCACAGCUGUGGCAGCCUAUGCUGAGGCCUGCAGUGACCAGGAUGUGUGUGUCAAAUGGAGAACUCCUGAUCUGUGUCCUGUCUACUGUGACUACUACAAUGAGCAGGGCCAGUGUAGCUGGCACUAUGAGGCCUGUGGUGAGAUGCUAACCUGUGGAAAAGGCAACUUUUUCACUCACAAGCUGGAAGGAUGCUACCCCAGAUGUCCAAAAGAUGCACCAUAUUAUGAUGAAAAUACUGGUGAAUGCACCAAAUUGAGGAACUGCACCUGUUAUUUCAAUAACACAGUCAUUCAGCCUGGGGCAGUGGUGAGGAUAGAGUCUGAUGAGUGCACUUACCACCACCACCCCAGAGACAACUGUGCUUUCUACUACAACAACCACUACAUCUGUCCAUUAACCAAUGUCUCAGCUACUACUGAAACAUCGUCAACAACGCCUUCCACUACCACUACUCCAUUGACAGCCAUUACCAAUGUCUCAACUACCAUGGAAACAUCGUCAACAACGCCUUCCACUACCACUACACCAUUGACAGCCAUAACCAAUGUCUCAACUACCACUGAAAAAUUGUCAACAACGCCUUCCACUACCACUACAUCACUGACAGCCAUUACCAAUGUCUCAACUACCACUGAAAAAUUGUCAACAAUGCCUUCCACUACCACUACACCAUUGACAGCCAUUACCAAUGUCUCAACUACCACUGAAACAUCGUCAACAACACCUUCCACUACCACUACAUCACUGACAGCCAUUACCAAUGUCUCAACUACCACUGAAACAUCGUCAACAACACCUUCCACUACCACUACAUCACUGACAGCCAUUACCAAUGUCUCAACUACUACUGAAAAAUGGUCAACAACGCCUUCCACUACCACUACACCAUUGACAGCCAUUACCAAUGUCUCAACUACUACUGAAAAAUGGUCAACACCUUCCAGUACCACUAUACCACUGACAACCAUUACCAAUGUCUCAACUACCACUGAAACAUCGUCAACAAUGCUUUCCACUACCACUACUCCAUUGGCAGCCAUUACCAAUGUCUCAACUACUACUGAAAAAUGGUCAACGACCACUGACUUCAUCCCAGAAGAGACAGGCACAGCAAAGUCAACAUGGACACCAACAGCAAAGCCCCACGAAUCAGCAACAUCAGCAGAUACUUCCUCAACUCAGUCAACAACAAAACAUACAGAGCCAACAGCAACACCUCAGUUAACAACCACAUUUGCAACAAAUGCUACACCUGCUGAAACCUCUGGUCCACCUGAAAUUACUAUCACAGAAGUGUCCACUGAAACCUCUUUUACCCCCACUCAACCCACUACCAACUCAGAAUCACCAACAUCUCAUGAAGUGACACAUAGUUUCACAACGUCACCAACUUACACAACACCAUGCAGUGACUGUAAAGACCUGAAGAGGAAGAAAAUCUGGGCUUGUGGUGACACAUGGACAGAGGACUGUUUCUAUAAGACCUGUGCAAAUGGGAAGAUAGAGUUGACCCCUGUGGUUUGUCCAGAGCCCACAGUUCCCACUUGCCCCAGAGAUCAGGUCACAAAAGUCUCAGACGGAUGCUGUGAAACAUGGAAAUGUGACUGUCGUUGUGACCUAUAUGGGGACCCCCACUACAUCUCUUUCGAAGGUGUAACCUUUGAUUUCCUGGAUGACUGCACCUACAUCCUGGUGGAGGAGCAGUCACCACAACAUCAUCUGUCCAUUGCUGUGGACAACUUCUACUGUGUGCCAGGGCUCGAAGGCUCCUGUGCCAAGGGCAUCAUCCUGAAAUAUCAGAACAAUAUUGCUACACUCAGUAUCGUCCCAGAUUUGUUUGCAGUACAGGCCACUCUGAACAAUGUGACCAUACAGCCGCCAUAUGAGGAGCAAGCGUUGAGGUUUGAGACAACAGGGUACAUGGUGUCAAUCCAUAUCCCAGAGAUCCGCUCUUAUGUCUCUCUAAGUCCGUCGUACACCCUGGUGGUCAGUCUGGCCAUGGAACACUUCCUCAACAACACCCAGGGACAAUGUGGUGUAUGUGGUGGCGGAACAUGUAUUCGUAGAGGAGGGCAGAUCGAGGAUAACAGCUGCUGUGAUAAGACGGCCUAUGACUGGGUGUCCGCAGAUCCCCUGAAGCCAGCCUGUUUUUCUGCACCAAGGAACGUACCCUGUCAUCCUGGGCCGACUCUGGGACCCACUGACAAACCCCCUACCACCGCUAUCUGCAUUGCGAGCCCACUAUGUGAGCUGCUAGACCAUCCAGUAUUUUUAAAUUGUAGUGAGUAUGUGAAUCUGAAACUUAUAAAGAAGAACUGUGAGUCUGAUUCAUGUGGGACCACACACAGUGCUUGCUCCUCUCUAGAGCAAGCUGCUGGGGAAUGCAUCACUGCUGGUAUCUGCAUCGACUGGAGACAACUGACUAACGGAAGCUGCAAUGUGACAUGCCAAAAAGGAUUGGUUUACAAAGAAUGUCAAGACAAGCUGGAUGACUUCUGCUUUGGAGGAGUGCGAUAUCCAGGCGCCUCCCUCGAGAAACGCAGUACAGGUUGUUUCUGUCCCAGCGGCCAGUUCAGGGCAGGAAAUCAUUCAAACGACUGUGUGUUUGACUGUCCUUACUGUAAAGGACCACUUGGAGAGCCAAAACUGCCUGGUGAGGUGUGGGAGUCCCACUGUGAGCUGUGUACGUGUAACAAUCAGACUCGAACAGAAGAGUGUUCUCCAAAACCUGUCCAGCCAGCUCCUCUCUGUGGCCCCAAUGCUGUUUUGGUUAACACAUCUUGCUGUGGUGAUCAGGCUUGUGUUGAGAAGACCUGCAGUUAUAAUGACGAGACAUACAAGGUGGGAGACACGUGGAAGGAUGCCGCUCAUCCCUGCAUGUCGCUCAGCUGCAGCAGAGAGGGUGUUCAGACUGAGACUAGAGUCUGUCCAACAGAAAACUGUCCUGAGGAGGACAGGAUUUGGGAUAACCAACACUGCUGCUUUACAUGUAACCAGAGCUGUGCACCCAAGUUGUCCAACUUCAGCAUCACUGUAGACAACUGCACUACUGUCAUAGAGAUGCCUGCGUGUCAGGGCCAGUGUGCAUCUCAGUCCAGGGUGCUGGUAUUUGCUGACCUACAGGUGGAGCAGGAGAGCAGAUGCUGUCAGAAGCAGCACACAGAGAGGAGAUCAGUGACCCUGCAGUGCACUGACCUCACAACCAGACAUUAUACCUACAAGCAUAUCACCAGCUGUGAGUGUAGAACCUGUAGCAUACUGCGCUGAAGAGCACAGACAGCACAGACCAAAUCCAAGAAUACACAGUUCUGUGAUGUAUCUGUUAGACUUCCAAAUUAAAAUAAAUUAAUUUAAAA